This is a messenger RNA of Polyodon spathula (Mississippi paddlefish), 916 nucleotides long. RefSeq names its product pleckstrin-2-like. Gene Ontology annotation, cellular component: plasma membrane. The coding region runs from base 68 to 910 and encodes 280 amino acids. NCBI's taxonomy places the organism in Eukaryota, Metazoa, Chordata, Actinopteri, Acipenseriformes, Polyodontidae. The transcript has 6 exons. The record is from RefSeq and is a predicted model, not a curated record. Gene Ontology annotation, biological process: intracellular signal transduction; actin cytoskeleton organization.
CCAACUCGCCCCUAUUCUAACACAACGAGUACGAAAUUUGCCAAGUCUUGUAAAGUGAGUGCACAGAAUGGAUACGAUUCAGGAUGAAAACGCAGUUCUCAAGGAAGGGUUUCUAGUGAAAAGGGGGCACAUUGUGCACAACUGGAAGGCGCGCUGGUUUGUUCUCCACACGGACAGGCUUCUGUACUACAGAUACGAAGGGGGGAAGCGGGAGUCCUAUCCCAGAGGCAAGGUCAUCCUCGCGGAAUGCAAAGUUACCUGUCCCUGCCUAGAAUACGAGAACAGACCGAUGGUGAUUAAAUUAAAGACACAGAAACUGACGGAGUAUUUCCUCGAAGCGUGUUCUCGGGAGCAGCGCGACUCGUGGGCGUCCAGCAUCACAGCGGCUAUCCAGAUGCUACACCCUUCGCAAGCUCCGAAACCAGAUCCGGAGCACUCGCCCAUACAACUGAACAACAUCAGCUUGAACCAGGUGGUGGAUUCAAUGCAUGACGCUCACAGUGGGAUCAAACUAAUGAACCACAUAGAACAAGGCAGCUCUUUCAAGCAGUGUUUCACAGGCUCCGCUCUGGUCGACUGGUUGGUCUCUCUCAAUUUUGUGAUGACUCGUUUUGAAGCUGUGACGCUGUCCUCCGCGUUGAUGGAUGAGAGCUUUGUGAAACCCAUAGGGAUUAAGAGUAUCGAGGCGAUCAGGAGCGGGGGGCUGUCCGAUCAGUUUCUCGAUGACUCUACGGCGCUAUACACCUUCAUGGAGCGCUGCAAGAGGAAAGCCAGCAUGAAGCAUGAAAUCAGUCUCUCGGCAGUGGAGCUCAGCGGAAGAGUUGUGAUUCAGGCCUAUUUAUUAAAGCAGGUGAGUUUUAAUCCACAGCAGCAAUCCUCAAUUCUCUGUACAGCGAGAAGCACAUUAUAACUAUUC